Corylus avellana is the source of this 1529-nucleotide messenger RNA. Its product is annotated as protein ATAF2. NCBI's taxonomy places the organism in Eukaryota, Viridiplantae, Streptophyta, Magnoliopsida, Fagales, Betulaceae. Gene Ontology annotation, molecular function: DNA binding. Gene Ontology annotation, biological process: regulation of DNA-templated transcription. The record is from RefSeq and is a predicted model, not a curated record.
CUAUAUAAAAGCCUCCGCCCCCUUUGUAUCUUCGUUUCAGGGUCUCCAAGUCUGCUGAGUAACGAGAAGAACGAGAAGAACACCUAUCUUUGAUUGAAAACACAGAGAGAAGCUUGAGAGAAAAAUGACGGGUGAGCUAGAGUUACCGCCGGGGUUCAGAUUUCAUCCGACAGACGAGGAGUUGGUGAAUUUUUAUUUGUGUAGGAAAUGUGCAUCGCUGCCUCUGGCUGUUCCGAUUAUUAGGGAGAUUGAUCUGUACAAGUUUGAUCCAUGGCAGCUCCCAGACAUGGCUCUUUACGGUGAAAAGGAAUGGUAUUUCUUUUCCCCAAGGGACAGAAAAUAUCCAAACGGUUCACGACCGAACCGGGCAGCUGGAACCGGAUACUGGAAGGCGACCGGAGCGGACAAGCCCAUUGGCAAGCCAAAACCACUGGGAAUAAAGAAAGCACUCGUUUUCUACGCUGGCAAAGCCCCUAAAGGAGUCAAAACCAAUUGGAUCAUGCACGAAUACCGUCUGGCUAAUGUGGAUAGGUCGGCUGGCAAGAAAAACAACUUGAGGCUGGAUGAUUGGGUCUUAUGUCGAAUUUACAACAAGAGAGGUACAGUGGAGAAAAACUAUGGUGCGGACCAAAACAUGACAAACUUCCAAGAAAUCGAGGAGACAAAACCAAAAAUUGAGAUGUCCGGCCAGAACAUGAACAUGAACAUGAACAUGGUAGCAUCCUCGUUAAAAACACCAGCAAUGAUCAUGAGCGACCAAUUACACAUGGACACGUCGGACUCCGUGCCAAGGUUGCACACCGACUCGAGCUCCUCGGAGCACGUGGUGUCACCCGAAUUCACGUGCGAGAGGGAGGUCCAAAGUGAACCCAAAUGGAAUGAGCUAGACAAUGCCUUUAAUUAUUUGGAGUUCAAUUACAUGGAUGGCUUUUCGGAUGACCCUUUUGCCCCUCAGCUUCAGUUUCAAAUGGAUCAGCUGUCACCUCUUCAGGACAUGUUCACGUAUCUACAGAAGCCCCUUUAAUCCGACGGUUUCAAAUCAUUUUAUUCAUUGUAGGGUAAUAUCAACCGGAUACCUGCACGUGGUCGUGGACCCAGGCAGUCUUUGUCUGCGUUUGUGCGCGUGCGACUAAUAUUAAUAGUCCUCUUAAGUCUCCUAGAAAUUAGCACGAAUUUGUUAAGAUUAUUUAUGGGCCAUUGAUCAAAAUGGGCCUUGGUCCAAAGAAAGAGAUCAGCUGCAAUUUGGAUGAGCUAUAUCUACAUUUGAAUAUUUGAUCGUGGGGUGGAGAAGCCGAAGCAUUAUGAUCAACGGUUUAGGUGAUGUGUUAUAUUAUCCACGUGUUAAUAAAUAUGUAAUGACCCCAGUCCACUUACUAAAAAAAGAAUGUACUGACCCCUGUAGGCUGCAGGAUAUUCUUUUUAUCUUUCAAAAAUGUUGCUGAAUUCUUUCAUACCUAUAAUGUAAUAUAUGUAAUAUAUAUGUAUUUUUUAUUCAGAAACAAAUGUCGAGACAUUUUUGUUUUUAUUUA